Messenger RNA from Geodia barretti, 1483 nucleotides. Lineage: Eukaryota; Metazoa; Porifera; Demospongiae; Tetractinellida; Geodiidae. The record is from the annotation of a GenBank genome assembly.
CAGGCCUUCAACUGCACAUCCCUUGGAGUUGGGAGUGAAGAUUUCCUACCAUUUGACGGUUUCACCAAUGAAGACAUCUUCCCUUACCUGGCUGAUGUCAACGAGUCAUUCACCACAAUAGACUUCCGGGAGUUUGCGGAGAAGAUCAAUGAGAGUGAAUUCCUCUCCUUCGAUCUGACUCAGCUUGAAGCAAACUUGACACUCGUGGUGAAUGCUUCAACAGUCAAUACUACAGUACACGAGCGUGCUUCCCAAAUCCUCGAUGAUCUGGUGUAUAUUCAAAGAACUGUUCAAGACCUCCAAAGACUGCGGGGACAUGCUGAAGGCAAUGUCAGUCAACUUCAAAUCGAUAUAAAAACGAGUGAACACGAAGUAGUGGUGUUCGUUGACAACCUGGAGCAGUUUAUAACCAAUCUUCACGACAUAGUGACCGAGGCAACGGAUCGGUACAUUGACAGACUCUGUGGAUUCGUAGACGACUACAUUGACUAUGCCAAUGACACGAUUAGGAACGAAUUGGGGCGAUGUAAGGUGUUCCCGGCUGCCUACGAUGCAGUGUACAGCACAGUGUGUGAAAAUGCAGUGGAUGGUCUGAACGGCUACUGGCUGGGAGUGGGGUGGAGUAUGCUGUUCACGCUAGUGGGAGUGGUGGUGGGCAUCGUCCUCUCCGACUAUUUCAGAAGAGCUGGCACGCGAGUCGUGAGGUGUAACGACACGUCCUCGGAGACUGCUUCACUCGUUUCGCACGAUGAUGACGACGACGAUAAUGACGUGUCAGCAAUUAGCAUGCGGGUGAAAGGGAAGUCCUACCCAUCAAAUGCCAGGGCACUGCCAGAGGAACAGUAAGUCAUUUAGAACCUCAUGCGCUAUUAUAAUAUUGUAUGAUGCUCUGUUAUCAGACAACCUCUCCACACAACUCAAAUGGACAUGGAGUGGUGAUCCGAGAAAAUCUUCAACUUUUUAAAUCUCGUGAUUUUAAACACAUUUCACUCAUCAUCAUCAUCUUAUUAUUGUUGUGGCGUCUACUGAAGUUGUUUAGUUCUGAAGGCCAAAUCUGCCACUAGUGCCACGUGAUCAGAUGGAAAAUUUAUAGACGGCAGAGCAACAUGCUCAGUUAGGUGUUCUGGAGCUGGAAACGGCACAUAACGCAGUGUCUCCAGCCAUUUGGAGUCGGCGAAUAUGUAAUCAAUUACCCCAGUCCAGCCCAGGGUCACGUUGGUGGAGUGUCGUGUGCCACAGACAUUGGAAAAGUUGAAACUGUGGCUGAGAUCCAAACCGGUGCUGAAAUCUCCAGUGGCUCGAUCUUGCAGCUGAGCUGACUGAGGCUGCGUCCACUGGUCGCCGCCUAUGUCCUCGUGAAUAACGUUAAGAGCCCUGUGGUUGCAGCUGCACUGCGGUGGCUGAGCCGCCCGGUAUAGCUGCCAGUCAGGGUGACCCGCGCCAACACUCCCGCUUGACAAAUAGCUGUAGGCAGCGGUGCACG